CCGGGAUUGGAGCACACAAACCCGGGUUACUCUGGUAGGUUUGUUGUGUGCGGGUCUCAGCAGGUCCCAGGCAAGCUCGAACGUUACUUCACGGCUGCAUGUUUCCUGCCUGUUUAAAAAUUGUCACAGUUCAUGCGUCCAUUGCGUGAGUCGCCGUAGACUCUUAAAGGCAACAGAUUUGGGACGACCCUAGCGACUGCUUUGAAACUCCACUCACGGGUUGGACGCAAACGUGGGUUGUAGAGGAUUUAGUGUUUUACCUGUUUUGUCUUUCGGUUACUCUGUGACCCGGUUAGUGCUAGAUUUCCAGCCGCACACCUCGACUAGAUGCUAAGAGCAAAAACUCAAAAAAGCAGUAGCUUCCCUGGUGGCUUCCAGAGGGGCAAGAAUAGUGAAAUGAUUAGGCCAGCAGCUCCCUAGAGAUUUUUACCUCAGGCUUCUCACAGUCGUGGCCUGAUAACAUUCCUGUAUGGUUCUGUGCCAAAAUGAGUGACCGCUAUUUAGAACAAAGAAUUAGUAUCAAAUUUUGCAUAAAACGAAACAAGUCUGCAGGUAAGAGCCACCAUCAUUUGAAAGAAGUGUAUGGGGAUGACGUGAUGUCAAGGGCUUGAGUUUUCGACAGGCACAAAAGGUUUAAAGAAGGGCGGGAAGAUGUCAGAGAUGACACAUGAAGUAGUCGUGCAGUCACCCACAGGAAUGCAAACAUCCAGAAGGUCAAGGUUUGUGUGAACAAGCAGUUAACGAUGAGAAGGAUGGCUGAAGAAUUAAAUUGAGAAACCUUUAGAUUCGUUCUGAAAGAAACCCUGAACAUGCGAAAAAUGUCUGUCAAAGUUAUAGAAAGUAUUUUGAAGGAUCAGCCCACACUUGGGAAAAUUGAAUGCCGCCCAUCUGGUCAUUCAGAGGAAAUUAGGAACGCUAGGUUAUAUGUGAGGGAAAAGAUAACAAGUUCUGAGCUGUGGAGUUAUCUGUAGCAGAAAGCUGAUGGGAAAAUGUCUCUGCCUGUGUAGAAUCCCAGAAGGCACUUUCCUGCCAGCCAGCUUCUACAGGGACCAUCCUCAGCAAGCAUCCCGGCCAAGGUGGCUCAGGAUUGCUGCACAUCCUAAUGAAAUGAGCCUGAAGUAGUGAGAACCUGGCCAGGAAGCUGUCUUCAGCUGCUCUUCAGCUGCCUUAUGCUCCUCCUUCCCACUUGGCAGUGUGAAGUACUGAAGCAUAGAGUCCUCUUCCUUGCUGUUUUCCACCAUUUUGGAAGGCUGUCUGUGGCUGUUGAUCUCUGCUUCUAGCUUGUUCUUAAUUUCUUUGGUUUAAGUUUGGUUCUCUUCAGUGUCUGCACCUGUGCUUGUGCUACCCUGUACAUCAGGCUGCUCUGAGGAUCAUGCCAGUGAGAGGCAGGCCAGGAGUAUUAUUUCUGUGCCCAGGGAGUCAAAUUCUUCCAAGAGGACCCCAAAGGAAGUUCGACAGUUUGAGCCUGCUUCACAGUCAGGGCCUGAGAGAUAUGUACAGAAGGCAUUGGUAUGGUAGGAGUGGUGUGCUCUAGCCCAAAUGAUUCAGGCUUGACCACUAAUACUUAUCUCACAGAAUUCCCCCUGACAGGAGAGUUAAGUUUGUUUCAUUCUCCUGUGCUUCAGACCACCAUUCUUUUGGGUGUUUCUUCUGCCACAGAGAAAGAUUUGACCCUAGAACAUUUUAGCCAUAAGAUCAGGGUCAAGACUAUGAAGUCACAUGAGGAGAUCAGGUGACUCCUUAGCCCCUACAUUAAGGGAGUCAGUGCCCAUCCACACACUACAUUUAUUUACUAACUGGUAUCAGGUGUGUUUUGAGCAUCGAUGCAAAGCUCUGAAGAGAGAUUGCUAGGUGUGGGUGGGGUUUAUGGAGGAGGUGUAAACUAUAUCCAUGAAGAAGGGUGAGACAAAGGUCUAUGAGAUUAGAGAAGGAUUCCUAGUAGGUGGAAUAGCAUGAGGCUUGGAACCCGUGUGACUAGAAAAUGACACUUUCAGCUAAAAUUGCUAAGUCUAACUGGAGGGUAACGGUGUUACAGAUGAGUAACAUGAAAUAUUUUGCUUCUCCUCUGCCCUUAAUUUUAUGCUAGUCGUUUAUAAAUUGCUACCCCUAUGUCAAAGGUUUAUAAAACUCACUUGUUGGAGUAGUUAAUUUCCCAUUGUCCUGCCUUCCAAGCAGACUCUACAAACUGAAACAGUCUCUUCCUACCUCCCUGCCAGAGUUCAUUGGAAUGAAACUUGUCUCAGGCAGGUUGCAGGUACUCAGUACAGACUGAGUAUCUCCAGAAUGCCUAAAAGGAAAGGAGAGCAGAGGGAAGGGAGGCAAUAGCAUCUCACAGCACUGGCCAACAUCUGCCUUACCCAAAGGUUCUAGUCUGACACUUGAUGACGCCUCUUACUCAUAAAGAAGUAAAUAAUACUGGUUGACAAUCUUGCCCAACACUGGUUGACACAGUUCUCUUUACUGUCUCUCUGUCUUUCAAGGCUGAGCAUGGUAGCAUACACUUAUCCUAGCACUUGGAAAGCAGAGGCAGUAGGAUCUCUGAGUUUAAUACCCAUCAGUUUUGAAGUUCCUUGAAAGCUAGGUCUUGUCUCAACAAAGAUAUUAUCUAGCAAGACUUUUAAAAGGAGACUGGAGAGAUGGCUCAUCAGCUAAGAGCUCUGGCUGUUCUUCUAUGGACCCAUGUUCAUUGAAAAUGGACCCAUGUUCAAUUCCCAGCAUCCACAUGGCAGCUCACAAUUGUAACUCCCAAGAGGAUCCCACAUCCUUACACAGGCACACAUUCAGGCAAAACUUCAAUGCACAUGAGAUAAAAGAAAAUAAAUUGUGUGUGUGUGUAUAUAUCUAUAUCUAUAUCUAUAUAGAUACACACACACACACACACACACACACUUCAAAACAAAAAACCCUCUUAAAACAAGUAGCAACUUCUACCUGCUUCGUUCCAAGAUGCUUUACUAGACAAAACCAUUAAAUCUUCCUACAAGAUGAAGUCCUGGGUCCUCCACAAGUGCCAAGGGAACCACAUUUUUAGAAUGAAGUUAGUAUUAUUGCAGUAUUAUUGAUACAUUUAUUAAUCUCUGCUCUGGUCUUUGUUGUAAUUACUGCAGAAUUGUAUAUGGGGAACAGGCCAAGAUCUCACAACCACCACUUAAUGUCUUAUAUCCAUCUUAUUUUGUUUUACUUUAUUUUUUUUUUUUUGAGACAGUCUAUGUAGUACCAGCUGGCCUAGAACUCACAGCGAUUCUCAGUCUUGGCCUCCCAAAAGCUGGGAUCAAAGGUGUGUGCCCACCCCUAAAUAGGGCCGGAGUGUACCUGGCACCAGUGUUGAAAUGCAAGGUGACAGAUGUAAAAUGGUCCCCUUUAGAGUUUAGACAGAAAAUCCGGAAGCAGGUAAUUAGAAGUGUCAAUUCAGAUUGUUCUAAGUGCUUUCAAGAAAAGGGAUGUACUUUAUCACCUGAAGUCAUGUUCCAUGAAGUUGUCAGAUUGAACUGCCAUUUCAGCCCAUUACUGCUUUGAAAGGCUUUCCCAAUGUGAUAGUUUGUAUAAGAUAGAAGUUGAUACCAGGGACUGGGGUAUUGCUAUGAUAGGCCUGACCAUACUUUUGUUUGGAAGAAUGUAGACGUUGGGACUUUGAUUUGGAAAGCAAUGGAAUGCUUUAAAUGGGGCUUAAUGGGUUAUCCUAGUAAGAAUAUGGAAGACUUUGCUACUGAGAGUUAUUUGAAUUGUGCGGAGCUGGCCCAAGACGUUUCAGUGGAGAAUAUCAGUAUGUGGCAUAGCGACUACUUUUGUGGUAUUUUGGUGAAGAAUGUGGCUGCUUUUUGUCCUUAAGAUUCUUUCUACCUGAGGCUAAGGUGAAAAGAUUCAGAUUAAUUACAUUGACUAAGGAAGUCUCAAAAAAGCCUGGUAUAAAUUCUGUUGUGUGGUUACUAAAGUUCACUCUUAUGAAGAACAUUUUAAUGAAAAGGAACAAGGAAAAAUACAAAAUAUAUGGUUUAAGUAUUAAAGGGGCACCAGGAAGUGAAAUGGAGCUGAAUCCUGUGUUCUAGGAGAUAGCAAAUUAAGGGAGUGAAACUCUGGGGCAAGAUCCUACCCAGCUAAAUUUAGAUUCAGGCAUGGUGGUACACACCUUUAAUCCCAAGAGAUAAAGCCAAGUGGGUCUCUGAGUUCAAGACCACCCUGGGACAGAUCAGGCUCUAAGUGAAGUGGAACUUAAAUCUAGACUUGGUGGACCAUACUUUUAAUCCCAGUGUGCGUAGGAGAUAGGCCUGCAAAUCUCUGAGUUCAAGGUCAAUCUACAGAGCAAGUUCCAGGAAAGCCAAGCUUAGGCAGAGAGGGAGUUGAAAAACAGAAAGCUGGUAAUAGAAUAAGGGGGGGGGGCAUAUUCCAAUCCCAGCAAGCCACAGAACACGGCAGCUUCAACCAUGUGGCUCUGGCUUUAGAGUGAAAAAUAGAAGGUACUGCUGGGACAAUUGAUGCUGGUUAGCUGGAGCUUAGAAAUUAGCAGUGAUUAAGAAGAGGCCAGCAUCAUUGAGUUGAUAUCUUCUGGGAAAUGUUUUCUGAGAACACACACACACAAAAAGCUGUGUUCCAGAGACAGCUAAGGUUGUAGCUCGUGCUGCAGCUAUACUUGGUAAUGUGUAAGAGUCACCCAGGUGGUACUUGUUUUGAAGGCAUGACAGGGGUCAUGAAGAACAGCUGAGACUUGGCACUGUAAGAGGCAAUGGAAGGCCAUUGAUGAAUUUGCAGCCUCAGUUGUAGUUGAUGGCCCAGGAUUCAAGGAGUUGUGCAAAGGAGUUGAGGCUUGACACCAUGAAGAGAGCCUAUGAGAGGCUAUAGGUGAAGCCUAGUUGCAGUGGAAGACUCCGGCAUGUUGGAAAUGCCAGGACCAUGGGAUGAUCACCAAGAGCAGCAGUAGCAGUGAAGUAGAUCAACCUGAACUUACAGUGCUUUGUAGGAUCCCAAAAGAUCUUGUGUGGAUCCCAUACAUUGAAACAAGAAGCUGGAACACUGAAGAUGCCUUGGAGACCUCAAGAUGUUUGAGAUGAUAGAGCCUCAGGUUGUCUGCUGAGGAAAGCUGCUAACAGGGAGUGGAAACAGCCCAGGGGAAAGACGUUUGUUGUAGUCAACAAAGAUGAAAAGGGAGUUGGAGAUCUGAAGACUGCUGUGAUACCAGACAUGGAGAUGCAGAGUUUGAAGUUUGCCCAGCUGCUUUCCUGUCUUGCUUUGGGGAUUACAAUAAAGUGAUUGGAUGAAUCUCAGAAGAGACUUUGAACUUUGGACUUUUAACAUUGUUGACACUGCUAUAGACUAUGGGGACUCUGGAAAUUGGACUAAAUGUAGUUUACAUUAUGCUAUGUUUAGGUCUGCCCCACCCAGACUCAUAUAUUUGAACAAAUCUAUAGGGGCCAGGGAGUGGAAUGUGAUGGUUUGUAUAUGCUUGGCCCAGGGAGUGGCCCUAUUAGGAGGUGUAGCCUUUUUGGAGUAGGUGUAUCACUGUGGGAGUGGGCUUAAGACCCUCACCCUAGCUGCCUGGAAGUCAGUCUUCCACUAACAGAUGAAGAUAUAGAACUCUCAGCUCCUCCUACACCAUGCCUGCCUGGAUGCUGCCAUGUCCUUCCCUGCCUUGAUGACACUGGACUGAACCUCUGAACCUGUAAGCCAGCCCCAAUUAA
This is a messenger RNA of Apodemus sylvaticus (European woodmouse), 5672 nucleotides long. It is a transcript of the gene Gvqw3, whose product is annotated as GVQW motif containing 3. Lineage: Eukaryota; Metazoa; Chordata; Mammalia; Rodentia; Muridae. The record is from RefSeq and is a predicted model, not a curated record.